AUGUCGUCGAUAACAUUGCCACGACGUGUUCAGAAUAUCAAUUUAAUUGAUAGAAAUUCAAAUAAUAUUAAUGGUGAAGAAACAAAAAAUAUAACUGUUGGUAGUUAUCCAUCAGAUAAUUAUGGACGUUAUUUUCAACGAUCAACACCAAAUCAACUAAUGAAAACUACUCGAGCUUUAUCAUAUAAUGAAGACAAUAUUCAGUUACAAUCAAAUCCCAACAUUAUGAAUAAUAAUAAUAAUAAUAAUAAUAAUAAUAAUAAUAAUCGAUUAAAACAUUUAUGCACACGAUUUAUACGUCGUUUUAGUAUAAGCAGAGAACAUCGUGCACGUAGUGAAGAUAUGAGUAGAGGUUUAUCAAUACGUUUUAGUAAUUAUAAAUCAUUUUCAUCUUCAACUGAUGAUUCAUGUAAUGAUUUUGAAUGGCCAGAUUUUGAAAAAAUUUAUGAUACAAUUCCAUCAUGUCUUGCAAAAACUCUACCCGGUCUUGAUGAUUUUUCAAUUGAUGAAGAAGAAGAAGAAGAAGAAGAAGAAGAUGAUGAUGAUGAUGAUGGUUCAACAAAUUCAAUAGGUUUCAUUAUUGAUGAAACAAAUGAACAAUCAGAUUUAUUUGAAAAUUGUGAACGUGGAAAACAUUUUCGACGAAAUGCUUUAUGUCAUAAACUUGAUAAAAGUCAAUAUCAUGGACAAUUGGAUACAUUUAUACAACAAUUAUUAAUUGAAAAAUUAAUGAGAACAUGGACUUAA
This is a messenger RNA of Rotaria sp. Silwood2, 747 nucleotides long. The record is from the annotation of a GenBank genome assembly. NCBI's taxonomy places the organism in Eukaryota, Metazoa, Rotifera, Eurotatoria, Philodinida, Philodinidae.